CUCGCAAUCCUUCAAAAACCUGCAAAAGGUGCCACCGGUACCACAAAAUAUAUAUAAGGGGGGUUUAAAUCAUUCUCACAAAUCACAAAGAUCCUGAACUCAAGAAGACGCAACGCAACAAUGUCUGGCUUUGAUAUCACCUUUGACAACGACUUUUGCGAGGCGGCUGAUAGUGUCUAUGUCCUCUCAGAGCCUCAUGCCUUUGGUGGUAACAAGCACCUUUUCCCUACCGUGAACAACCGUGGCUUUAUCUUCAAGGUCGUCAAGAAGGGUGAUACCCACGAGCAUCUUCUUAUGGUUGGUAUUCCUGGCCUUGCAUGCAUCCCCAAAGCCAAAAAGGUUGAAGAAGCUUCCGGUCUAAAGCUGGAGCUUAUUGUGGGAUCGGGUGAUUUCCAUCACAUGGCAAUGGCGGAUUGGCUCAAAGAGUUCCCCGACGUCAAGAUUGUCCAUUCAGCGCUCAAGUUCCCCACAACCCGCAAUGGCAAGAAAAUCCUAGAGAACGAGGAAUGGAAGGCUCGUUUGGAAUUGGUGGAAGGACCUGAUUUUCCUUCGUUGGAGCCAUACAGCGACACCUUGAAGUUUUUUGGCUUUAACCAAUGCUUGACACCUCCGGAUGCUCCCUUUACACCCCCUGACAUUCACACACCCACAAAGCUCACCUUGUUUCAAUACUUGAAGAAUGUCUCCAAACUGGAAGCCACCGAGCGCAUGCUCUGCGUGUGGGCGUAUCAUGUCCCUACCAAGCAGCUGGUCUAUGAGCACAACAUGGACUUCUUCCUUUCCAAGGCAAAGGUGAGCGAGUUCCCCUUUCCACUCAAGUAUGUUUUCCCCAAGGAAAAACUACAAUCUGCCGUCAAACAGCCAACCUCCAAGGGACCCAAAACAUUGGAAGGAUGCAAGGGCCAUUGCGAAGUCUGGGCCAAUGUGUUGGAUUUGGAUGUUCGAGCAUUGUUGGACUAUCACUCGGAUCCGGGCUUGAUGCCCGGUCGAUGGGAGACUAAGGAGGCCUACCGUAAGGAAAUGGUACAGAUCCUCAAGGCCACGGGAGAAGAUGUCGAGGACGGUUCGGCAAUGAUGAAGAAACUUCAUGGACAUGGACCCUGCUGCAUUCUCUAAGGAGACGACGAGAGAACUGUGGAUGCCGCGCACAAUCAAUCAUCCGCCCACACUUGCUGCACGUCGUGGUGUUUUUCGUGUGUCUAUUCAAUUGAACGACAAGAACUUAUCAAGAUGGUGCCUCUUAAUGCACCUGAAAAUCGUUACAAACCAUCUUUAGAUAAACUAUAGUGAUCGCCAAAGUACAUG
This is a messenger RNA of Seminavis robusta, 1305 nucleotides long. The record is from the annotation of a GenBank genome assembly. NCBI's taxonomy places the organism in Eukaryota, Bacillariophyta, Bacillariophyceae, Naviculales, Naviculaceae.